Molecule: messenger RNA, 219 nt
Organism: Colletotrichum orchidophilum
Lineage: Eukaryota; Fungi; Ascomycota; Sordariomycetes; Glomerellales; Glomerellaceae
Exons: 1
Coding region: 1-219 (72 amino acids)
Source: RefSeq, a predicted model, not a curated record
AUGCUAAGAAGGCGUAAGAGGGUCCGCCAGGGAAUAAAAUGCCUCGAGCAGUCCAUCCAAGAGGAGGCACAGUACCGCGGCCUUAUCAUGGAGCUCGAGCAGAUCCUUAGGGAUCACUACGUGAUUAGAUAUCUCAACUGUCGUGCCAAAGACCUGCCGGCACUAGACAUCAGAUUCGGCGUUGGGAGAUAUAUACCGCAGGAGAUUGCGGACGCGUAG